This is a messenger RNA of Protobothrops mucrosquamatus (brown spotted pit viper), 3551 nucleotides long. RefSeq names its product trafficking protein particle complex 9 (gene TRAPPC9). The transcript has 23 exons. Lineage: Eukaryota; Metazoa; Chordata; Lepidosauria; Squamata; Viperidae. Bases 52 to 3510 code for a protein of 1152 amino acids. Gene Ontology annotation, cellular component: trans-Golgi network. The record is from RefSeq and is a predicted model, not a curated record.
GAGGAGGCGGAGCUAUUACGUCGCCCCGGCAGUGCAUACUUAAGUUGCAAAAUGAGCAUCCCGGACUACAUGCAGUGUGCGGAAGAUCAUCAAACUUUACUAGUCGUGGUCCAGCCAGAUGGGAUUGUUCCUGAAGAGAGCUUUUUUAAGAUCUACAAACGAAUCUCAACCGUGAGUCAGAUCAACGUCCGUGACUCUCAGCGAGUUCUUUAUAUCCGCUACAGACAUCAUUACCCACCAGAAAACAACGAGUGGGGAGAUUUUCAGACGCAUCGCAAAGUUGUGGGAUUAAUAACCAUCACGGAUUGUUCCUCUGGAAAAGACUGGCCUCAAACUUUUGAAAAAUUCCACCUUCAGAAGGAAAUUUAUGGCUCAACCCUUUACGAUUCCCGGCUGUUUGUCUUUGGGCUUCAAGGAGAAAUUGCAGAGCAAACUCGUACGGACGUGGCAUUUUAUCCUAGUUACGAUGAAUGUGAAAACGUGGAAAAGAGAAUAGAAGACUUCAUUGAAUCUCUUUUCAUUGUGUUGGAGUCCAAGCGUCUUGACAGAGCCAUCGAUAAGUCUGGAGAUAAGAUCCCACUUCUGUGUAUUCCUUUUGAAAAAAAAGAUUUUGUUGGCCUGGAUACAGACAGUAGACAUUAUAAAAAGCGAUGUCAGGGUCGUAUGCGGAAACAUGUUGGGGACCUUUGUCUACAAGCCGGGAUGUUGCAAGAUUCCUUUGUUCACUAUCAUAUGGCUGUGGAACUUCUCCGUUCUGUAAAUGACUUUUUGUGGCUUGGAGCUGCUCUUGAAGGAUUAUGUUCAGCUUCCGUCAUCUAUCACUAUCCUGGAGGCACUGGAGGUAAACUUGGGCCUCGCAGGGCGCAAGGAGGUUCAUUUUCCGCAGAGGCAGGUAACAGGCACAGACCUGGUGCACAAGAAGUUCUUAUUGAUCCAGGGGCCCUCACAUCAAAUGGCAUCAGUGCAGAUACAAGUUCUGAAAUAGGGCGAGCUAAGAAUUGUCUGAGCCCGGAAGACAUCAUUGAGAAGUACAAAGAAGCUAUUUCCUAUUACAGCAAGUAUAAAAACGCUGGUGUUAUUGAACUGGAAGCUUGUGUGAAGGCGGUGAGAGUGCUUGCAAUACAGAAAAGAAGCAUGGAAGCGUCUGAAUUCCUCCAAAAUGCUGUUUAUAUUAACCUUCGUCAGCUUUCUGAAGAAGAAAAAAUCCAGCGCUACAGCAUUCUUUCUGAGCUCUACGAGCGAAUUGGAUUUCAUCGCAAAUCAGCUUUUUUCAAGCGAGUGGCAGCAAUGCAGUGUGUGGCCCCAAGCAUCGUGGACCCUGGUUGGAGAGCCUGCUAUAAACUUCUUCUGGAAACACUUCCGGGUUAUAGUCUAUCUUUGGAUCCUAAAGACUUCAGCAAAGGAACUCAUCGUGGUUGGGCUGCUGUGCAGAUGCGUUUACUUCAUGAGUUAGUGUACGCCUCCAGGAGAAUGGGAAACCCAGCACUUUCCGUCCGACACUUAUCUUUCCUUUUACAAACCAUGCUGGAUUUUCUUUCGGACCAAGAAAAGAAAGAUGUGACACAGAGUCUAGAAAACUAUACGUCAAAAUGCCCGGGAACAAUGGAAUUCAUUACCCUUCCAGAUGGCUUAAAGCUCCCUCCUGUGCCAUUCACCAAACUUCCUAUUGUAAGAUCUGUCAAGCUCUUAAACCUCCCUGUUAGCCUUCGACCACAGAAAAUGAAAAGUCUGCUGGGUCAGAACAUGUCAACGAAAAGUCCCUUUAUAUAUUCUCCAAUAAUCGCUCACAAUCACGGAGAGGAGCAAAGCAAAAAAAUAGAUUUUCAAUGGGUGCAGGGAGAUGUCUGUGAAGUUCAGCUGAUGGUGUACAAUCCGAUGCCCUUUGAACUCCGUGUAGAAAAUAUGGGACUGCUGACCAGCGGAGUUGAGUUUGAAUCUCUCCCUGCAGCUCUCUCUUUGCCUGCAGAAUCUGGCCUCUAUCCUGUGACACUGGUCGGUGUUCCUCAGUCCCCAGGCCAGAUCAAUGUUAACGGCUAUCACACCUCAGUCUUUGGAGUCUUCAGCGAUUGCCUUUUGGAUAAACUCCCAGGAAUAAAGACCUCUGGCUGUACAGUGGAAGUCAUCCCAUCUUUGCCUAGGUUGCAAAUUAGCACUUCGUUACCAAGGUCUGCGCGUACACUUCAACCUUCUUCGGGUGACGAAAUUACCACCAGCGUGUCUGUCCAGCUGUACAACGGAGAGACUCAGCCGCUCAUCAUUAAACUUGAAAAUAUUGGAACAGAACCUCUGGAGAAGCUGGAGGUUACCUCAAAAAUGGUCAACAUAAAAGGAAAAAUGUUUGGUGACUUCUUGAGUUGGAAUCUAGAAGAUACACUCUCACAGUUUCCUUUAAAGCCAGGAAGUAUUGCUGUAUUUACUGUGUAUAUUAAAGUCAAGCUUGAUUUCUCCUGUCACGAAAACCUUCUGCAGGAUCUGAAUGAUGAUGGAAUUAGCGUGAGCGGUCUUCCACUUUCCAGUCCCUUUCGACAAGUGAUAAAGCCGCGUAUGGAAAAUAAACCUAUAAAUCCACAGGAAGCCACUAAAGUUGGUGACUUCAGUCACAUAAAGACAUUGGAAGCCAUCUUGAAUUUCAGAUACUCGGGAGGCCCUGGACAUACUGAUGGAUAUUAUAGGAAUUUGUCCCUGGGGCUUCACGUGGACGUUGAGCCAUCUGUGUUCUUCACACGUGUCAGUACCUUGCCUGCAACUAGUACUCGCCAGUGCCAUUUGCUCCUUGAUGUAUUCAACUCAACGGAACAUGAACUCAUGAUCAGUGCAAAGAACAAUGAAAAUUUAGUGUUGCAUGCCGGAGAAUGCCAGCGCAUGGCUAUCCAAGUGGACAAGUUCAACUUUGAAAGUUACCCAAACUCACCUGGUGAAAGAGCACAAUAUACAAAUCCAAAGCAGCUGGAAGAAGAGAGGAAGCAAGCAAAAAGCCUGGAGAUCAACAGCAAGUUAGACAUUGUCUGGAAAAUUCCCUCUAUGAAGCGUGAAGGGGAGGCAAGCGUGGAAGGGAUCCUGAAUCAGGUUGUCCUGGAUCACCUACAGUUGGCGCCUCUCCAGUGGGACGUGCUGGUGGAAGGGAAACCCUGCGACUCGGAUAUUGUGGCGGACUGCACUGUCGGGGACCCAGUGAAACUGGAAGUGAAGCUGACCAACUGGAGCAAGCACAGCGUGGGGCCCUUCUCCCUCACUGUGAUCCCCUACCAAGACUAUCAAAACGGCGUCCACAAUUACGAUCUUCAAGAGGGCAUCACUUUCGUUGGAUCCAACACUUUUUUCAUCGAUACAGUUCAGCCGACAGAAAAUUCCGUGUGUGUCGGUGCUCUUCUCUUUCUCUGCACGGGUGACUUUUACUUGAACAUCAAGUUCCACGAAGACAACUCAGACAAGGAGUUUCCCCCUUCGUGGCUGUGCCUGCCCAGCGUUCACAUCCGAGCUGUGCACUCUGUGAUCCAGACCAAGUUGUAAACGUCAAUGUAUUAAUCCAACGUAGCAUUAACCAACUUGCU